AUGGAACCUAUCGGCCUCGCCAUUGGAGUCGUCGGGCUUGUCGGUCUCUUCAGCUCAUGCUUAGAAGCCGCAGACAAGGUGCAGGCCUACCUGUCAUUCGGGACGGAAUCUGGUGUGCUGGACGCUAGAUUCAGGGCUACCAAGGUCCUUCUUGAGAAAUGGGGCCGACGUGUGGGACUUGAAAAAACAACUCUGGCAGAAGACCAUCAUCCCGCUCUCGACGACCGCGAUAUAGCGGCGGCAGUAGAGGAUGUUCUCCGGAUCAUCAAUACCAUAUGCGAGCCGAGCAACCAGUCCAUACCGCAGUCAAAACUGACCCCUUCGCUCGUCGACGGGGUUUCCUUAGGAUCCAUUGGGCCCCCGUCGCUUCAUGGUAUGAGGAGACGGAAGCUGACUUGGGCCCUCUGGGGCAAGGGAAAGCGGACAGAUCAAGUCGAGCUGCUCGAGACUCUCGUGCAGCAGCUGAAUAACUUAGUGCCUCCCGAUGCAACUGACAUGCUAUCUUCUGGGAAGGCCCCGGGUCAUGCUUCGCUCGCGGAGCUACAGCGAAUCUUGGCGCGAAUCGAGGAGACGCGACGAGAAGUCUACUCCUGGCUUGAUCGCUCAAUCCCCAACGAGCACUAUGACGACUCCAUCCAGAAGAAGCUAGUCGGCACUUGCGAUUGGAUCUUCGAACGGGUCGUGUUCCAGAACUGGCUGAGUUCUGAAUUCACAGUUGGCGCGAAGCUGCUGUGGAUUAACGGACCAGCAGGAUUUGGCAAGACUAUUAUCUGUGCAAACAUCGUGGACCACCUCGUGCCCACUCUUAUGACACCCGUGGCCCAUUUCUUCUUCUCAUCCGAGCUCGAGAACCGUGAGGAUCCUUUCCUGGCUAUACGGUCAUGGAUUUCCCAGAUCGCCUCGCAGCACGAACCCGCAUACAAGCACGUCCGUCGGGUUUGGGAGCAGGACUUAGAUUUCGUCUCAACACGCUUGACUGCCAUCUCUCUCUUCGCACAGCUUCUCCACAUUGUUCCUAACUGCACACUCAUUGCUGAUGGUCUGGAUGAAUGUACCCACUUGGACGACAGCAAUGCUUCGGUUGCCAAAUUCCUUCGUAUCGUCGCAGGCGCAGUUGAUGGGACUAACACUAGAGUUCUCGUCGUCAGCCGUGAUGAGCCCCAGAUCCGCCACGCUAUCACAGAUAACGCACUCUGGAGCUUCGACGAAUACAAGAUAUCGCGCCAUGAUGUUCGAUCCGAUACGGCCGCCUAUUCUAGGCAUAUCAUCAACAGGAAGCUCCCAAACAAGAAUGACGUUGUCCGGUCGACCCUCUCCGAAGCGAUGGCUGAUCGAUGUGAAGGCCAGUUCCUCUGGUUGAAGAUGCAGGAGGAGUCCCUGAGGAAAGGGUUGAAUAUGAAGCAACUCCGUCGCGCUAUCGAAGAGACCCCGGCUGGGCUUCACGGAUUGUACGACCGAAACUGGAGUAGAAUUAAAAACUGCCGAGACCGUGAGAGGAUCUUCUCCCUGUUGCGCUGGGCUGCGUUCGCACUACGUCCACUGACAGUCUGCGAAAUUACCGAGGCGGUUCUCAUCACUGAUUCGGACGACCUUCCGGUAGAUGAUCUGCCUGACACUGUGGAUGGUGACUAUGUCGACAGCGAGAUAGUUGAUCUCUGCGGCCCCCUCAUCCAGGUCAGGCGCCAGAAGUCGGACGGCUCUGCAGGCCAGCAGACGGUGCACCUGGCGCACUUUUCCGUCAGGCAGUUCCUGCUUGUUAACCUCCCAACACCAGGCUGGAUAUCAGAGAACGAGCGCUUGCGAGCCAACUACCAAAACACUCUACUCGCCAGAGCCUGCCUUUACUACAUCAACUUCGAGCGUGUCUGGCAGGAAAUCACAGAUCACGCAUCUUCUCUCGGCACGGCGCUCCGCAACUAUGCAGCAGGGGCUUGGCAUCAUCAUUUCAAGUCUGGUAUAUGCAGCGACGAGGAAAUGUUGACCCUUGCCAUCCGAUUCUUUGACAGAAGCAGUAAGACCUGG
Fusarium oxysporum Fo47 is the source of this 2022-nucleotide messenger RNA. RefSeq lists its product as uncharacterized. The record is from RefSeq and is a predicted model, not a curated record. The transcript is spliced from 2 exons. NCBI's taxonomy places the organism in Eukaryota, Fungi, Ascomycota, Sordariomycetes, Hypocreales, Nectriaceae. The annotation marks the transcript as partial.